AUGUCUUUUACCCGCAUACGAUCCUUCAAAUCGCUUCCUACUCCGAUUAACAAGAUCCUUCAAAGAUUCUCCCAGAAUUUAUCGUCUAUCUCCGCCGCCGCGAGUGUCCCAUAUCCCAUCCCAAGGGAUGCCUCAUCGCGUUCCCUACCAGCGCAUCAGGAGGUCAUGUGGAAACUCGAUUGGUCUGCCUCUCACAUACACGCGAGAGUCAUGCUGAUGAUCAAGCUAUCGAAUCUCGAUGCGGCGGCGGAUCAGGCGCGUCUCACAGUCUUGGCUAGAGGCCGAUCAUCGUCCAGAACCUGCGACGCAAUCAUCGGCGCCAUGUGUCGCGCAGGACGGUACGCCGACGCAUUUGAUUAUUUCAAUUACUUUUUCAAUGUUUCAAACCUGAAACCCAACAUCUCCUGCUGUAAUCACAUCAUCGGAGCUCUUCUUCUUUGUCACGGAGUUGAUGAAGCCAUUCGAUUUUACCGCCACUUAUUGGUCGUCGACUCUCAUCAUCCGAACGAAGAGACGUACAGCCUCUUGGCUAAAGGAUUGGUUGAUGCUGGAAGGAUUAAAGAAGCAGAGAAUUUGAUCAUGUCGAGCGAAGCCGAAUGCCACCUGAGUCCGUUGGUUUUUAACCACCUGAUUCGUGGAUUUUUGGAUCAGGGGAAACUGGAAACGGCCUUGCAAGUUUUCAGUGAUCUGAAACAGAGGGUGGUAUCGUCUGUAGAUGAUCAAGUAUCCGAUUUAAUCCAUUUUGUCAUCGAUGAGGACUACAAUGGAAUUGCUAUGGUGAAUGCUACCUUCAUCGAGUAUUGGUUCAAACAAGGAAACGAUAGCGAAGCUACCAAGUGUUACACUUCUUUGUUAGACAAGCUAUUCGUAAUGGACGCCAAUACUGGGAAUACGCUUCUGCGAAUCCUGCUCAACCACGGAAAGAAAACACAAGCUUGGGCAUUGUUUGAUCAUCGGUUGCAGAAAGGCCAUCAUCAUCAUCAUCCGGUCCAGAUUAAUGCAGACACCUGUAAUAUAAUGGUCAACGAAUGUUUCAGAAACUCGAGCUUUAACGAGGCAGUCGAUACUUUUCAGAGAGUCGUAACCACCAUCAAUGGUCCACAACUCUGUUACCGGAACAUAAUCAGUCAAUUCUGUCAACACGGGAUGUUGUCUGAAGCAGAGACUUUCUUUCAAGAUAUGUGUUCCAAGCAGUUCAUCAUCCCAGACAUCCCCUCUUAUAGGUUAUUGCUCGAUGCCUACGCUAAUGCAGCGAGAUUCGAUGAUGCCACACGAAUAGCGAACCUUGCCGUUGAUGCUUAUCUUAAGUGUAUUGCCAAGUUUUGUCCCUUGUGA
Camelina sativa (false flax) is the source of this 1335-nucleotide messenger RNA. RefSeq names its product pentatricopeptide repeat-containing protein At3g60980, mitochondrial. The record is from RefSeq and is a predicted model, not a curated record. NCBI's taxonomy places the organism in Eukaryota, Viridiplantae, Streptophyta, Magnoliopsida, Brassicales, Brassicaceae. Gene Ontology annotation, molecular function: protein binding.